CUAUGAUGAAUUAUCCAAAUGAAAGCCAAGUAAAUCCAUAAAAGAGCGAAAUUUUAAUCAGUUAUUCUCGUCAAGAAUUGAAAAAUAUAGAUUUCGAUCCCACCAAACCUUAGAUCUAUUUAAACAAGAAACCAUAAAACAAUAGCACAAAUUAAGGAGCUCAGUACAGUAAUGUGCAAAGCAACUAAUUUCAAGGGAUUCCAAGUCCAUAAUAACAAUUCUAGUAUUUAUUAUUUCUAAAAUUAGAGAUGAAGCUAUGAAGCAAGAAAAAACAUCAUCAUAUUAUAACUAUCCACCAGUUAAUAAAUAUCAAAUUCAAGAAGAGUACUAUAAAAAUUAAUCAAAUCUCAUGAAAACCAAUAAUAUUGUGUUUCACAAAAUCGAGCCUUUAAACUAGCAAUACAAUUCUUAACAGAAUACUUUCAAUUAGAAUACUUAUAAACGAUAUUAGGAGGAAUAAUAAUGAAACCAUAAAUCAAC
Messenger RNA from Paramecium octaurelia, 480 nucleotides. Lineage: Eukaryota; Ciliophora; Oligohymenophorea; Peniculida; Parameciidae. The record is from the annotation of a GenBank genome assembly.